GCUGCGGUGAAUCGAUACAUCGAUAUAUUUAGGUUGGCAUGCUAGCGAAACAAAGCUGGCAAAUCAAUUUCCAUUUUUCAAUUGCAAUUUUUAAUCAAGAAAUAAUGUGCACCGGCGGAUCGCCCAGCAGCAAUGGAUCACAAGCUGAAGAGAGCAGUGAAAAUGAUAACCAACAACAACAACUAGCGACGGAGCAACAACCAGAACAGACACAACGCACUGCUAUUGGAUCAUGCACACCCGAAGAAGUUCUCGCCGAUUAUGGUGAAAAUAUUAAGUUACUUACUUUAAAUUCUCAAGUUGCAGAGCUGCUAACCAUCAUACGCGACAAAAAUACCUCUCGAAGCGACUUCAAAUUUUAUGCAGACCGGUUAAUAAGGCUAGUUAUCGAGGAAUCUCUCAAUCAGUUGCCAUACACGGAUUGCGACGUCGAAACUCCAACGGGAGCCAUUUAUGAGGGUCUCAAAUAUCGUUCGGGCAACUGUGGUGUUUCCAUCAUACGCUCCGGCGAGGCCAUGGAGCAAGGACUACGCGAUUGCUGUCGUUCGAUACGAAUUGGAAAGAUCUUAGUCGAAUCGGAUGCCAACACGCAUGAGGCACGCGUGGUCUAUGCACGCUUUCCGGAUGAUAUUGGCAGCCGCCAGGUGCUACUCAUGUAUCCAAUCAUGUCUACGGGCAACACUGUUUUGAAGGCUGUAAACGUACUGCGUGAGCACGGCGUACCAGAGAAAUGCAUCAUAUUGUCGAAUCUGUUCUGUACGCCAGCUGCCGCUCGUACCGUGGUUACUGCGUUUCCCAAAAUGAAGAUUCUCACUUCUGAGCUGCAUCCGGUGGCGCCCAAUCACUUUGGCCAGAAAUACUUUGAUAACUUUUAAUUUGGAGGAGGAGAAGGAUGCGGAGCUCAACUACUAUUGAAAUUAUUAGCCCCA
Drosophila hydei is the source of this 929-nucleotide messenger RNA. RefSeq names its product uracil phosphoribosyltransferase homolog (gene kri). The coding region runs from base 39 to 875 and encodes 278 amino acids. NCBI's taxonomy places the organism in Eukaryota, Metazoa, Arthropoda, Insecta, Diptera, Drosophilidae. The transcript has 3 exons. The record is from RefSeq and is a predicted model, not a curated record.